UGCACUGUGCGCUAAUUGGCAUCAUUUUCCAUUUUUUCUUGGUCUAACUCCACGAUUCCCUCUUGUCCGGAUUUCGCGUUUUCAUUCCUCAAUUUUUCCAUUCUCUCUCAACCUUCUCUCUUCUCAAAAUCUUCCUCUUUCUUUCUCUCUCCCAAAUGGGUACUCUUCCAAAGCUCUUUUCACCGUUUCUCACAACCAAAACUCACCAAAGCUUCCUCUCCCCAACUCCUCAAUUCCCUUUCCCAAAACCCCAUCACACAUCUUCACCAACAAAGCACCACAAACUCAAAACCAGCAAGUUUGGAAACUUCCUCAGCUUACAACCAGAAACAAAGCCUGAAUCCUUGGACGUGGAUCUCCCCAUGUGGGGCCCAUCUGACCGGUCCCCGUUGGACGUGAUCAUCAUCGGUGCGGGCCCCGCCGGCCUCCGUCUCGCCGAGCAAGUUUCCCGCUACGGAAUUCAGGUGUGUUGUGUUGAUCCUUGUCCUCUCUCUUCUUGGCCUAAUAACUAUGGCGUUUGGGUUGACGAGUUUGAAAGCUUAGACCUUGGUAGUUGCUUGGACAAAACAUGGCCAAUGACUAGUGUUCACAUAAACGACAACAAAACCAAGUAUUUGGACCGCCCUUAUGGACGUGUCAACAGGAAGAGAUUGAAAAAAGAGUUGAUCAAUAGAUGUUUGUUAAAUGGAGUGAAGUUUCACAAAGCCAAAGUAUGGGAAAUUGAGCACCAAGAGUUCGAGUCUUUUGUUGUUUGUGAUGAUGGAAAUCGGAUCAAGGGAAGUUUGGUUGUGGACGCAAGUGGAUUUGGAAGCAAAUUCAUAGAAUAUGACAAGCCAAGAAACCAUGGAUAUCAGAUUGCUCAUGGGAUUUUGGCUGAAGUGGAUUUUCACCCUUUUGACUUGGACAAGAUGGUUCUCAUGGAUUGGAGAGAUUCCCACUUGGGAAAUGAGCCUUCCUUGAGAAAUGCCAAUUCAAAGCUCCCAACUUUUCUAUACGCAAUGCCAUUUGAUUCAAACUUGGUUUUUCUUGAAGAGACUUCUCUUGUUAGUAGGCCAGUGUUGUCUUAUGUAGAGGUUAAGAAAAGAAUGGCUGCUAGACUAAGGCAUUUGGGGAUUAGAGUCAAAAGGGUGUUGGAGGAUGAGAAGUGUUUGAUCCCAAUGGGUGGCCCACUUCCCAAAAUCCCUCAAAAUGUGAUGGCAAUUGGAGGAAAUUCAGGAAUUGUUCACCCCUCAACUGGGUACAUGUUGGCUAGGACAAUGGGGAUGGCCGCGGUGUUGGCCGAGGCUAUAGUUGAAGGCCUUGGCUCAACUAGGAUGAUUAGAGGAAAGCCACUUUACCAUAGAGUGUGGAAUGGAUUGUGGCCAAUUGAGAGCAGGUGUGUUAGGGAGUUUUACUCUUUUGGGAUGGAGACUCUUUUGAGGCUUGAUUUGAAUGGCACUAGGAGGUUCUUUGAUGCUUUCUUUGAUUUGAAGCCUCACUAUUGGCAUGGUUUUCUCUCUUCAAGGCUAACACUUGGAGAGCUUCUUUUGUUGAGUUUGUCUCUGUUUGGAAAUGCCUCAGCUCCAUCCAAGGUUGAUAUUGUUACAAAGUGUCCUGUUCCCUUGCUUAGGAUGAUGAGCAAUUUAGCACUUGAAACCAUUUGAUUUGGUUAGGAAGUUGUGUGUAUUGUGGAUUCUAUUACCUAUUUAAGAAAUACAGAAUUUUCAGUGUUAUUUCAUCCAGUAUUUAUAGAAAAAGGGUA
Messenger RNA from Morus notabilis, 1741 nucleotides. RefSeq names its product capsanthin/capsorubin synthase, chromoplastic. Gene Ontology annotation, molecular function: oxidoreductase activity, acting on paired donors, with incorporation or reduction of molecular oxygen. The transcript has a single exon. Gene Ontology annotation, biological process: carotenoid biosynthetic process. The record is from RefSeq and is a predicted model, not a curated record. Lineage: Eukaryota; Viridiplantae; Streptophyta; Magnoliopsida; Rosales; Moraceae. Bases 156 to 1643 code for a protein of 495 amino acids.